GCCAGUCCUCCGCCAUAUUGACUGUUGUCUUGACUGGAGGAGAUAGAGAACAUUUUGAGGUCCGAGAAGAAACGAAAGUGUGCUCUUGAAUUCGUCGAAACUGGUGCAAACUUGGCUAAAGCGUGUUAUAAAAAGCGUCGCGAUGGCAAGGAAGAAAAGCAAGCAACAAGGGGUGGCCCAGAAGGAGCUAAGUCCUGGACAGCAGAGCGUACCGAAGAGCCCAGUCUCUCCCGGCGAUGCAGCUGGCGGUGGCGGCGGAGAUGCUGGGCUGGAUAGGCUGGCCACUACCAGGGCGAACCAGGUAGGUUAGCUAACAGCAAGCCAAUCGCUGCUUUUAAAACUGGCUAGCUAGCCUCUGAGCUAGCACCACUCUGCUAAUCCAAGCAUCCUCUAUUGUGCUUUUAUUUUCUGUAGGUAACUCCUGCAGAAGUGAAGUUAAAAGCACCCACCAGCUUAGUGAAAGCUAUUUUAGUUCUAAUGUAGUAUUUGUUGAUAUAUGCCUCUCACGUCGUUAGCCAUGGAAUUAAAUAAAUAAUACGCUCAACUUAGCGAGGUGAGCAGGCGGCUUUCAGGCUGUGGGGUUAGCAUUGCAGCCCAUCUUUCUCCAGCCGGACAGGUGACAUUGUGCCUCGGACAGGUCGUCUCAUUUCCAGCCUUUACAGCUCUUUAUACGCCCAGCUAGCCUUAGCCUGGUGGCUAGCCGGGCUAUCAUCACCAAGCUAGUGUGCUGCAAGCGUGCUGCUCUCUGCCUGAUCACAUCCACAGGAACCCCCUCAGUUAGCAGAGGCUAACCAGCUACCUGCUAAUUAGCUGGUUAGCAGAGACAGAUGUACGGGAGCAUAAACAGACAACCUACCUCUCAGGCAUGGCUCGAGUUGUUAAUACGACUUUAUAAACUUGCUUUUGUUUAUUUGCUGCAGCACACACUCUGAUCAGAGUGUGACAGGUGCCAAUUUCAAAAGUUUUGAUGCGUGUAGUUAUCAGCCAAUGAUGCCGAGCUACAUCAGAGACAGUAAUGUAAGCUAUUUCAGUGAAAUGGACAUUUUUCCUGUACGAAUACUGUCCCCAUUUAACCCGCAAACCUGAAAUCUAACUAAUAUUGCUGCUCCUUGUGUUGGGUGAUAACAUGUAUUUGAUAUCUCGCGCCUCAGAGCUCAUCAAAUCAGACAUCAAGCAUUUCUUUCUUGGGAAAGUACCGAGCUGUGCUUGGAUGAUAAAGGGUCAGUUUGUUUCAGAUCAUAAAUAUUUAUUCUAUAGUAAUCUAAAAACAAAUUUACUGGGAAAAAGCUAUCAUCAAUGUUUAUUGCCAGUUUUCCUGCAAUCCAAGGUGAACUGAUUACAGUCCUACUGCACUAAAACACACACCGACCAGCCAUAACAUUAUGAACACCUGGGUAAAUAUGCAUCAGUUCUACAAUAAAUUCUACUUUAAGGAAGUUUCUGCAUUUUCAGUUCUUGUUGACAUGGUCAUAGGGCUGUCCCGAUAUGAUAUUGAUAUCGGAUAUCGGUUCGAUAUCAACAAAAAAACAAAUAUCGGAUUAUAUCGGCCUGCAUCUAAAAUCUCAGAUAUAGGCACUCCGAUACAAGCAGUCCAUUCUAGACUCCGUUCCAGCAUUUGGAGCCCACGUAAUCACGACAACAGUGUGUACAUAGGUACUAACAAAAUAGCAAGGAGUAGGAGUGAUGUCAGCCAGUUUUCAGUUUUUCGUUGAAGUCGCAAAAAAGACAUUGCAGCUGAGUGCAAAACUUUUCAUGCACAAUUUUGUGCCAAUAUCGGAUCAACAUUGGCAGGGUUUUUCCUGGCUCAAAUUGAGGCAGAGGUGGCACCAUCCUGACCAUGCGCCACGACGUGCAUGUAUUUGUAAAUUCAACCGAUUCACUUUCUUUUACAGGCAACAUACUUUAAGUUAAGAGUUCAAAAAAAAGAGUGUGACCAUUAUCAUGUUAAAGCAUUCAUUUAUUAAAACUAUAUACAUACACAAAUCAGCUGGCAACUUUAAAUUGAAAGUACACUUCAUCCACACAUCUCGCAACCAUACAGAACAUUUCAGCCUCCUCUUUUUCAUUCUGUAGAACCUCGUCAUGCCCUCCUUGUAGUCCAAGGCCUCCUGGUCUGGUCCAUCAACGGCCACCUUACAACAGACAUCCAAGUGCCUCUCCUUCAGUCUGUUCCACAGAUGUGUCUUCACCUUAAACAAAACAAUUCAUCAUGCAUUAAGUAUUUUUGUUUUUAUUCUGAUACAGACAUGAAGAGUGAUAGUGUUUUCAAUCAUAUAUAUGUAUACGCUGCAGUGUCCUCCCUAAAAAAAACGACAACCAAUUAUUUCUUAAACUGUCUAAACUAUGUUAUUUAUUUUUUGUAACUUUAUUAGUUGAGUUUUUUUAGGUACUACCAUCUUUAAUAUAUUUCUCCUUCUCUUCUGCUGCUUUGUGAAUGGCUGUCACCUCAUGUCUUUUUAAUGUGUCCAGCCUGUAGUUGGUUGAUGGCUGUCUCGCUAAGGAGGCAGCAAUUGCCUGCUGUGUUGGGACACAGUGCUUUUGGCAUAAAUAACAGUGCAUGCCUUCCUCAGUAUGCCUGAGCCAGGUAAAUUGAUUGAGCCAUUGCUUGUCAAAGCCACUGGCUCUGUGUUUUUGAGAAGAUCUGGAAAGACGAAUAAAAACCACGUACACGUCGGCUUUGCGUUGUUAUGCUCCUAAUUGGAAACUAAUUAAUUAAUUACCCUCGCCUCGCCGACUCGUCCUGUCCUGCAUUCUGACCCUCGCGAUCACCAGUCCCUUGUGAACUACUUUCAGACCUGACACAAAUUUCCACGUUGUCACCAACAUGAAUUAUAGCAUUUUAACUGCCUGUUACGUUUUUUCUCUGCUGUGUUUCACCUGGACUCUUGACUUUCCUCCUCGCGAGGUCGCUUUUUAAAGUACUGGCUGAUUUUGCCUGUCAUAUCUGCAACGCUAAAAACGGAGGAAACUUUUUUUUUUUUUAAAUAAACACGACAUGCUUGGAUGCAAAAAAGAGAAGCAGUAUUUACCUGUUUGUACCAUCCGCCAGCGAAAAUCAGGACGCCGACAGCACCAACUAGCGGGAAAAAAAACUUGAAAAAACAUGAUUCGAUCCGUUUCUUCUUCGGUAGAUGCUUCAGGUCUUUCCGGUGCACUGCUGUUGAUAUAGCGCCUCUAUAGUGGCGCAACGCUGCAACUGCAGUUAAAAUACGUUGCUGCUGCAUCGGGACAUCAAUCGCUCAAUCAACACAGCUGGAGCUUUACGCUGUGUUGAGCGGAAUCAAUCGCUCUGGCUGGGGGCGGCACAAAAUUAGGUGGAGGCGGCCGCCACGCAAUUUUGAACGCAGGAAAAACCCUGACAUUGGUAUUGGCCGAUACUGAAGGCUACAAUAUUGGUAUCGGAUUGGAAGUAAAAAAGUUGUAUCGGGACACCCCUACAUUGGGUGCAUAAUAUUGAAAGUUGUUUGUAAUAUUUUGUUAAAAUGGACAAAAUAUGAGGAACACUAUUAAUAUAGCACACUCCAAUGCACAUGCACACAUGAAUAACUGUUAAUUAUAGAAAUCACCUCUUUAAUAACUACACAUUCUGUUGCCAUGAUCAGAUAUUGCUGAUAAUUUUGAGUUACCUAUCCCAUUUGAUUUAUUUCCAGAGUUUGACCCAAUCCAGGGUCACAUUUAUUAUGUUAUCAUCCUAUUACUCAAUUUCUGCAUCUUCUCUUUUUCUUCCUAGCCUAUGCACACCUGCUGCCUUCUAUGUCACCGUGAGUUUAAGGACUGGGGAGCAGGCUCUGUGAACGGACUCCCCGGGGGCCAUGGGACCAAGCUGGCUGAUGCCGUGCCUGCGCUCUCCCAGGCCUUAUUGCGGGAGGCGCCAGGGCGUAAGCUGGCUGAUGCCGUGCCCUCGCUGUCACAGUCUCUGUUGGGAGAGGUGCCUCUAUGGAUCUGUCAAAGCUGCUGCAAGAGUGUGGAAGAGGAGGAGAGGCGGAGCACCCUGGAGCAGCCGACGCCGGUAAAUAAAAAAGGAUUGAUUUGGGUCAUAUGUCUGGAUCCUUUUCACGAUGUCUUUCAGUACUUUAUAGUUAAAUGAAGUAUGUUUUGUUGACUGUUGUAAUCUCAUCUGCAUUCGCCAAACAGAGCACUGCAUUUGCAUGUGCGUACAAGCUCAGUCAAUGACACACUGAAUUUAAUGUUUGGUAAAGUUAAACAUGAAUUCUGCUUUUGUGGGCUCUAAAUUAGAAUAUUUGGUAUUUGUCUCUCUGUGGCAGUCAUAAAUUAGAGGCAGCUUAUUAGCUAUCUGUCCUGAGGUGUUUUUACAAAUAAACUUUACAUAACACAAUGCAAAUUUUGAAGACCUAAUCAUCAUAUUGAAGCUUGAGUGUUGAUGUUUUGUUGAUACUUUUCUCAAACUUGCAAAUGCAAAAAGAGAGAGAAAAAAACACAAACACACCACAGGAGGAGAUUGCCGAACAAUCACUCAGUGUUUCCUUUUUUAACAUUUUAAAUUUAUAUUUUUAGUUGUUUUUUUUUUGGUGUUAUUUUCCACUCUUAGUGUGUUCCAAGCCAGUGUUGGUAGUUUUUGUUGUUUCUUGUGCCCCACGAAAGCCUAUGUAUACAGCCCUGUCAUUAAGCAGUUGGGAUUUUCUCUUUUUUUUAUACAGGUACCAUUGUCACACUCUUCCUCCUGUAAGUCACAGAGCUGUGGGAACGGUUACCCCGAGCAAAGUACUGUGGAUUGGGACCCGAGUUCCUUCCUGUCAGCCCACAAACUGUCGGGUCUCUGGAACUCUGCCCACACCAACGGAGGGGAGCACUGCAAUCACAACACUUCUUCACACUCACAACAAGGUCUGUCAGGUCAGAGUAAAAGACAGCUGUGGAGAAUGUUUGAUGGUACCAACAAUCACCACAGAAAACCCAAAACACCUCAAUCUCAGUCUGUAAUGUAAUGUGCAGUUUUGAAAAAAAGAUCUAAAUCUACUGUAGAAUUAGAUGUGUGAGUGACUUGUCGGUGUUAUUUGCAAAACAUGUUUGACACAUUUUCGGAAACUUUGUCCACAUGCUACAGAGCUGGUGAAGAUCAGAAGAACAUAGAAGUUGUCGCAGAAGCUCACAGGCUCUGCUUACAUAGGUUCAGUUCAGCUUCACUAUAGGUUGAAAAAUGUUACAAGACAAUCCUGUCAUCAAAACAACCCAGUGUGCUCAGAUAGUGGAGGUAAAACCCAGUGAAGAAGAUUGAACAUACUCCAGACCUGACCUAAUCCAGCUGGCUCAAACAGUGCAGGAUUUACUGCAGCAAAGGAGUCAAUGAGAACUUGACAGUAAAGAAUUGAUAAUUGUCAGCCUGAUCCUCAUGCAUUAUUCUUGCAAAAACUGUUCACUAUCCAUCAUACCUGUAAUAGUAUAAUCUUUACAGUUACUAAAGCUUUAGACCAGUAAUUGUUUAUUUACACUCUUUAUUCUGGGAUUAGUACUUGCAGGUUUUCAUCUUAACAAGACUAUCAACACCACUUCUUCCACCAAAUUAGAGAAAAUUAUCAUCUCAUAUUAUUUGUCUUAAAAAAUAGUGUUUAUGUGAGAACUACCCCGAUAUGUUAUGGUCCAUGUACAUAACUUAACCAUGCAACAAGAUAACAACAAUAUUUGAACAAACUGAGAAGUUCAGCAUUUAAGCUAUCCAGAAAAAACAAAAUCACAUUUUAAAAUAUUGCCAGAAUCACCCAAGAUAAUGUAACUUGAUGUGAGUAAGGGAUUUUUUACAACCUCCUCCUCGAUGUUUGAAUUUAAAAUCUAAAAAUCUAGAUUAUUUAGUUUGUUGGUCUGUGUCUGAGUAAGGAUUGUUGUUUGUGAGAGGGGAAGAACAGCAUUUCAAUCAGCUGCGAUCUCUGCUUUUGUCUGUUUUCUUCCUGUUUCUUGUUGCUCAUCAAACCAACCUGUUAAGGUUACCUGAUGAGUAACUGUGCCAGUAUUUCUAGUUGAACAAAUUCUGUGAAUGGAUCAUUGUGCAAAAUUGCAUCUUAACUUGGGUGUGCAAAAGCAGUCAUAAAUCAUAGCAUCUCAAGUGAGUGUUUUUUUUUUUUAAGUAGUGCUGUUUUUUGCUUGUAGACCACUGGGUGCCUUAGCUGUACUUAUUAUUCAACAAUAUUUGUCAACCUCAGACCGAGCAGAACUGAGCUACUCAACAAAAUUGUUUUCAAAUUACUACAAAUCUGAGUUGAUAUUACAGUUCACUACUUCUACUGGAAAGAAGAGAUUAAUGUUUGAUGGAGACAGAGAGUCCUUUUUGAAAAUGACUUUGUUAAAUAAUUCAGAUGUUGUAGUUCUACUCUCUCUCCUUUUAUUUUUGGUUACUAACAAAGGUUUUAUUCAUUUAAGUCAAAGGUGCAUGCUAGAUUUUUCUCACAUUCCACUCGUGAACAUCAUCAGCACUGAAAAAAUCAACACCCCUCUAUAAGGCAGGGAGUUAAACUUAUUUAUACUUAUUUGUGUUUUAGAACUAGGAAGCUAUUCUGUCAAAGGCAUUAACAAAAAAAACCUCAAAAUCUCAAAAAAGACAUUUUGGACAGUUGGUGAUAUGGAUACGUAUCUGUCACUCUAAAUGUUAUUCAAAUCACUGACACCUCCCGACUAGACAUUUUAACACACAAUACUAACAAAAACAGAAAUCAGCACUUGGCUCGAGAAUAUAGCUCACUGUUUUUUUUUGUAACACGUUUCAGAUUUAUUUGAAACAUAUUGUCCAUCCACAGGUCUAGCAGCAGGGUCAACCUGUCACGAGAAAAGAGGACUCCAUGAAGCGCCUGGAAAAUCUGCUAAAACGUCAGCACCCAAAGUCUGUCCCUACAGUCACCCGUCAUCCCAGAACUCCAGCGGAUCUUCUGUCGGGAACCCCCUGUCUACCUCAGCAGACCUUUGUAAGACCACUCCCAAGCACUUCAAAACCAUGUGCCGCCGACCAACUCCACCAGGUAACAUUUCUGUCAACUCUCAGGGUAGCCUCGGUUUCACCCUGCUGAAAUUUGUCUAAAGUUUUACGACCUUCAAUGAGCACUAAUAAUUAUACUGUCACAACACUGUAAAUAUACUGCCUGACAUUCUGUGUGAUCAUAAUGUUGGAUUCCUUCAACUUUUGCCAUAAUAUGUGCACAAAAUAAUAUGCAUAAUGUAAAAAGUGUUUUAUCUUUAUCUUAAUCUUAUGAAUACCAAAACAAAGCCCUUUCUGAAAUGGAAAAAAAAAAAUAAAAUUAAUUUUAUUACAGUUACUCUUCCAAAGCUUAAACAAUUUGCAAGACACCAUUUGCAUUAUAACAAGGGCUUGACUUUGAAGGGAUUUUUUGAUUUAUAGAAAAGUGAGAAAACUAGUCGAUGACAAUUUCAAUUUACCCGCUGGUUUUGAGUAGUUCAUUUUGUAUAUUACUCCGAAAUUAUACCUUUCUUAUAUGCUCAAAGAGGAACCUCGUGAAAUGAACAAAUGUACUGUUUUCAAAAUUGCAGGUGAAGCCUUCCAUCCGAGUGACCACCAUCAACACACAGACUUGUCGGUACCCCCCAACAGUCCCACUGGACUGUCAUCCCAGCAUUCCUCACUCCUGCCCCCAAAGCCAAGCUCGGGGCAGCACGGCCACUUAACCUCCUCGGCUGGCCCAGGUGUGGCAGCUCAUGCUCCCUUCUCCCCUCUGGUACCAAACCUCCACGGCCCCACAGCUAAACUCGGUGCACCCUGUCCAGACAGCCCCACAUCUGUCCACAAACCAAGCCCUUGCAAAAACUCCCACAUUCCUGCUGUAAACACACAACACAGCAAACUGGGCAGCUCCAUCAUGGGCUGUAACCACCCGUGUAACGGACACAGUGCGGGAACAGUGGCCUCUUCAAAUGUAGGCCAUCUGACAGCUGGGGCCUGCAGGUUAGUAUUACUACUGUAUCUCAACAUGCUUGUUAUACAGCAUGAGCAACAAAGAAACUGCCUCUGUAGCUGUGUUUAUUCUCAAUAUGAGCUCCUAUUGAGGGUCUGUGUUGAUACUUUUUUAGGGACCAGGCAUGUAAAGGGCACAAAAUGACAAAUGGGACGUUGUGUCACCCUUCAUCUGAGCUGGAGGAGGGGGAGGAUGAAGACAGCAGCUCUGAGAGGAGCUCCUGUGCCUCCUCUUCCACAAACCAGAAAGACGGGAAGUACUGCGACUGCUGCUACUGCGAGUUCUUUGGACACAAUGCGGUACUUUAAGACUUUUUUUAACAAGCUGUUUUCAAAAUGCGUUAACAUACAAUGUCAAUGCCAACCACUGAGAAACGUUAGAAUUUAUGAAAAGAUAUCUGAAUGAUUGUUGGUUACAGCCUCCAGCUGCACCAACGAGCCGGAACUACGCAGAGAUCCGAGAGAAGCUUCGCUCACGUCUGACUCGGCGUAAGGAGGAGCUGCCCCAGCGACAGGAUUCAGACCCGACAGUGACCGGAGCCAUCGACAACCGAGAUGUGGACGAGCUUCUAGACUUCAUAAACAGUUCUGAGCCCAAACCUGUCAACAGUGCCAAGGCUGCUAAACGGGCACGACACAAACAAAAGAAGAAGGUGCGGCAACUUUGGAAUUCUUUCAUUUUUUUCCCGUGUUUUCAUUUGAAUUGCACUUGCGUUUGCACCAUUUGUUCAAAUUGUUAAGCUUGUUACCAUUUCUGUUCCAGGAAAAAGCUCAGCAGGGCAAUAUGGGUGCUGCAGGCAGUGACCCCCACUCCAAUCCAUCUGAGCCCAUAGACGAGUCCCUCCCUGACGGUUCAGAAGCCAGUCGAUUGCUGGACUGGCCACAGCUGGAGCUUGAACGCGUCAACAGUUUCCUCACCAGUCGACUCGAAGAGAUUAAGAAUACCAUCAAAGACUCAAUCCGGGCCUCAUUUAGUAUGUACGACCUCAAUCUGGACGUCAAUGACUUCCCAAAGAAAGCAGCCACGCUGGAGAGCAACCAUUUACUGUCGCAUCUCAACGGUUCCUCUGACCUGCAGCAGAUAGACCUGGACCUGGCUCCUCUUUCACUGGGGACCUUUAAGAGCCAUCUGGACCUGGUCAAUGGAUGGGAUGACACAACCCCUGUUUCGUCCUCUAACACCACCACCCACACACCGUCAGGGGUCACUGCUGUGUCCAAGGACAUCCAGCGGUUGCACACCACCCCCAGCCUCUCGAAGCUCAUAAGAGUUCGAUCCCCAGAAAGAUGCACUUCAACUGGAUCUGAGAGUUCUCCGCAGGUGCCAGCCCAGGCUACAGCUAAAUCGAAGGAGGAUGUCCCCGAUCCCAAGAAUGCAGUUAUUGGGAAUGGUGGUGCAAAGUCAAAGAAGAACAAAAAGCAGCAGCAGCAACAGCAGCAAAGGCCAGAGCAAUCUGUGUCAGAGCAAAACUCCAACAAACCAACCAAAGCUGCCUCUGGGAAUGAAACACAGAAAACCAAUGAGUCUAAAGAAACGGCUGCUAACGGUUCUAAAGCUGGAAACAAACAGCUUCAGCACUCUGCAGACAGCCAGAAAAAUGGGCCUAAGAAACCUGAGGAGAGUAGAUUGACCAAACAUCCAGCAAGCCGAGCAAAUGGUAGCCUCCCAAACGCACAAAAAGGAAAAGGUGACACAGAAACACGAGGUUGUCGGUCUGAGCAAGAUUCAGAAAACAAAGCCAACCCUACUAUCACAGCGAACGGGCAACAACAGCAGCAGCAAACCAAGGGAAAGAAUAAGAAGAACAAGAACAAAGGGGAAAAACCCAGCAGUACUAUCGGUAAUAAAACAGUUUUACACUGAAAACAUGUUCUUGUUAUCAUUUAUUCAUUAUUUUUAAACUAAUCCAAAGGCUUUUUGUCAUUCCGCAGAUGAUGUUUUUCUCCCGAAAGAUGUUGAUCCUACAGAAAUGGAUGAGAUUGACCGGGAAGUGGAAUACUUUAAAAGGUAGGCUCGAUACGCAGAAGCUGUGAAAUGGAAUAUUUCUCAAAAAUUUGAAACCAACCUGUCAUAUUGAUUCAUGUUAACACCAUCACUUUCUUUCUCCUCCUCGUCUCUUCCCGCUGUUUUGUCUCUGUUUACGUUCCCUCCAGGUUCUGUCUUGACUCUGCAAAACAAACUCGCCAGAAGGUAGCAGUGAAUUGGUCCAACUUCAGCCUCAAAAAGGUUCCUUCCAAUGCAGCUCAAUAACUUGGAUGAGUGCCACAGAAAAUAAAAAAAAACUACCAACACAAACUCUUUCAUUAGAGCUCUACUUGGCCUGAGGCCUUCUCUCAUUCCCUGUUUUCUUCACUUCCUUACUAAGCCAAGGGACCCUGGUUCAAAUCCAUACUCUCCAUUCACAAGACUGAUACAUAACUUGUGGCUGACAGGCCAGGGAUCAUUCUCAAGGCCAACUCUACCCUUUGCUAUUAUUGCAAUGUUCACUAAAUGAGAUGCAAAAAUGGAAAAAAAGUCUGUUCAAUCCACUGCAUCCAUGUGCUUAUGUAGUAUGUAAACAAUUACCUUAAAUGAAAUAAAUGUUUUUAUCACAAAUCUGGGACAUUUUAACGUUGUUAAACUUUGAAUUCCAAUCAGUUCAAUUUGGUGCUCCUUAUACAACAGAUAUUAUACAUUGUUAGCUUUCCCUCGACAAUACUGGUCUCAGUCGACACAAGAGACGAUCGAUCUGACAUGUUUUAACAGGACAGCAUUUUAGCCUAUUAAAUACAAAAAAAAUUCUGCAGGUUACCAUAGUGACAGUAAUUGCAUUCAUUUCAUUCAGAAGUGAACUACUGUGUAUUUGUUGUUUCUUAGCGGUCAAACAUUUUUACUGUGAUCUUAAAUGGUUUGCAGCCAGUUCUAUAAAACCAAAAGGACAAAUACUUAUACACACUGCCACACUGAUUACACAAAUUAAGAGUUAACAAAACAUCAACUUAGUUUUUAGUACAGCACAGCACUUGAAGAACAUGUCUGUGAUUGUCUGAUGGAUUAAAACUCUUGGCUCAUAGGGUGUAUUUGAAAAUACAUAAAAUAUCCUUGCAAACAAGACCCAAGCAUGCCGAGCAAAGAACUCUUGUUUCCCAGUGCUUUCUGGUUAAGAGUGAAAUGUCAGUUGCUUCAUCAUCAAUCCUUUGAGUUAAUUUGGAACAGUUUCCUUCUUUGAAGUGAUACCCAGUAUGCACUCUGCAGUCUAAAGAAGAUUCUUCACCACAGCUUUCACUCAAUCUGUUCUUCUAACCCCUUUAUCCCAGCAGUGACAGGUACACCAGUGUGCGGAGUAAAAUGUCAUCACUGGAACCAUCCCACAUUUACAAAAGUUAUUUUCAAUGCUUGUACAUAGUGAGUGGUUAUUUUGGGCCCUUUUGAGCCUGCCUAUUUGUUUCUGGGGGGUUUGUGUGUAAGAGAGAGAUACAUUUUCAACCAUACUACUCUUUUCCCUGUACUGUGACCUUGGUGGCAUCUUGUGCUUCAGCUAGCCUAGCUAAAGUCUGACUAUAAUCCAUUGAUAGGAAUUACAACUGAAGGGUUGAUACCUUCAGGACAAGAGCCCAUUUCACAUCAGUACUCAUGUUUUAGUUCAUGGCUUUCAUAGAGAUGGAUCAUGUCUUUCUUGAAUCUGUGCUUAAAACUUUGUUUUCAUAUAACAUCUCUGAUGCUUUCCAGGUUAUAUCCACUUAGAGAGGAUUAUCUUAUUGUGUCGAAUGUAGAUUUAUACUAUAUCAAUAAUAGCCAAGUGUAUGUUGGCUUGUUUCUUUUUUUAAAUUCACUUUUGAUACUGUGAAAAAUCUUUCGUUCAGAAAGAUUAAAAACAAUACAGUUUUGACAAAAAUAAA
Xyrichtys novacula (pearly razorfish) is the source of this 11791-nucleotide messenger RNA. The record is from the annotation of a GenBank genome assembly. NCBI's taxonomy places the organism in Eukaryota, Metazoa, Chordata, Actinopteri, Labriformes, Labridae.